GUGACGCGUAGACGGGAAGAAGAACGUCCCCGCGUGAGCGGUGGCGUGAGAAGUGCUGGAGGUGGACCAGGAGGACGACGAGGUGUCGUGGUGUUUGCAGAAUCACCUGUCAGCUCUUUAGCAGGUGUUCAAAGAGGUUAUGGUCCAUCAGAGGAGGGAGUGCUCAGGGUAAGAUUAUCAUCGUCGGGAUCAAGACACGGUAACUAUCGCUGUGAUGUAUUGGACUCACCCUCGUCAUCACGAUCAAACGAGUUCAUCGAUAUACCAUAUUCAUCAGAUCGGGUGGGUGUCGUCAGUGUUGGUGUCGGAAGAACGUCGAUUGUGAACAGAGGGUUGCCGGGUGUGGUGCCUUCAGCCCGCGGCCUGGCCGGGAGUCCGGGUGACGACGAGGUCAGUGGAGGAUGGAGUGACCUACGUCGUCAUCCCCCGGAACGACUAAGACACGGAGCUGGCGGCGGUAGUAGUUUUGGUACCGAACGGCUGCUUCUCGACUCCGACGACGAGGAAGAGGAAGAGGAAGACGAGGAACUCCUCGACGAGUACCAGGAAGACCACGCGGAGAAAGAAAAAUUCCACCCGGGGGAGCACCUGGAAGUGGAGGCGGAGGAGAAGCAGCCGGCAAUGUCUAGGCAGUCCAACCGGACCACUGAACGGGACUUUAGAGAACGCGAUUUUCGGGAACAACGUGGCGAUAUAAGGGAUCGCGGCGCCGCUUCUGCCCCAUCUGGAGACCACAGACCGCUGAUUGACGAGCACCUGCCCAGGAGACAACACAGAGACAGAGAUCGCGACGCUGAUUACGAUUAUGAGCACAGUGCUACCGCUGCUACUGCGUCUUCCACUCAUACCAAUAAUCCGGCAAGGUCUAACGGAAGAGCUUACACACUCACGGAGAAGAAACGUGAUCGUGACAGCCUGCAGUUGGUGAAUUUAGGCGUGCCAGUGAGAAGACACGUUGUUGGCUCGGCGGAUUCAAAUUAUUCACAACCGAGCUCGGAUCUUUCUCUUGACGAAGAAAAAGAAAGUUUGAGGCGUGAAAAAGAACGACAAGCUCUUAGUCAGCUCGAAAAAGCACGGACAAAACCAGUAGCGUUUGCCGUACGAACAAACGUGAGUUACGAUGGAUCCAUCGAUGAUGAUUCACCAGUCCACGGGUCCGCUGUUAGUUUCAACGUUCGUGACUUUCUCCAUAUUAAGGAAAAGUACGACAACAACUGGUGGAUCGGAAGGCUAGUGAAAGAGGGCACCGAUGUGGGAUUUAUUCCCUCCCCGGUUAAAUUGGAGUCCCUAAGGGUCCAAGCCAGCACUGCAAGGGGUACCAAGGGCCUCUAUUCGACGCGAGGGGGCUCCUCGAGUAAUCUCGGAGAAAGUGGAAUGCCAUCACGUGGCUCUACUCCACCUACACCUGGCGAUGAUAGUGAUAGUGUAGGUAAUGCAAGGCCCGGUAAAACAACACUGACAACACCUCCGGCCAAGGAGAAACGGAAGAACUUUUUCAAAAAGCCGUCCUACGAAACAGCGACGCCGUAUGAUGUUGUACCUUCAAUGAGGCCUGUUGUACUAGUAGGACCAUCGUUGAAGGGCUACGAGGUCACGGAUAUGAUGCAAAAAGCGCUUUUUGACUUUUUAAAACAUAAAUUUGAAGGACGGAUAAUAAUAACGAGGGUAAUGGCGGACAUAUCGUUAGCGAAGAAAUCCUUGCUGAACAAUCCAACGAAGCGUGCAAUAAUGGAGCGGUCGACGAGUCGCAGCAGCUGCUUAGCCGAGGUCCAGGCAGAGAUCGAGAGAAUAUUCGAGCUGGCUCGCACUCUGCAGCUCGUGGUCCUGGACUGCGACACGAUAAAUCACCCCUCGCAGCUCGCCAAGACCAGUCUGGCCCCGACUAUCGUUUACUUGAAAAUAUCAUCACCAAAAGUACUACAGAGACUGAUUAAAUCCCGCGGCAAGUCCCAGACAAGACACCUCAACGUUCAGAUGGUCGCCGCGGAAAAGCUGGCCCAGUGUCCUCCGGAGAUGUUCGACGUGAUAUUGGACGAGAACCAGCUCGACGAAGCUUGCGAGCACGUCGCCGAGUACCUCGAGGCCUACUGGAGAGCCACGCAUCCUCCGGUGGUCACUCCGGUACCGAGAGCCAUGACAGCCGCUUCUGAUGCUCCUGUAGACGUUCUUGCACCUCGUGUGCCUUCAGGCGGCCGUCAUGAUUCAUACUACGCUCACGAUUCCAGAGGUAACAGAAACAGACAAAGUACGUACGGAGGAGCACAUGGAAGUACAAGGAGGUCGAGGCUGGAGCGAGGAACUCGGGAGCGAAACCACGAACGUGAGCUCGAACGUGAACGUGAACGCGAACGUGAGCGCGAGCGAGAACGAGAACGCGAGCACAAUUAUGGGACCGAAGAAGAGUCUUACCUGGGAGGCGUCGACUACGGAAGCGUCUCCCGACGUCGUCAGCAGGAUUCAAGAGCCCUCAACGCCAUUUAGGAGCUGGAGCCCCGGGGCUUGUCGCUGCAGCGAUGUCCCAAACUUAAAACUACCGCCCUAUAGGAAAUUUAACAAACAAAUAAACUAAUUAAUUAUAUAAAUAAAUAAUUUAUUUAUUUAUUAAAUAAAUAA
This is a messenger RNA of Cotesia glomerata, 2613 nucleotides long. It is a transcript of the gene Ca-beta, whose product is annotated as voltage-dependent L-type calcium channel subunit beta-2. Gene Ontology annotation, biological process: regulation of voltage-gated calcium channel activity; chemical synaptic transmission; neuromuscular junction development. The transcript has 11 exons. The coding region runs from base 622 to 2481 and encodes 619 amino acids. Gene Ontology annotation, molecular function: protein binding; high voltage-gated calcium channel activity. Gene Ontology annotation, cellular component: voltage-gated calcium channel complex. NCBI's taxonomy places the organism in Eukaryota, Metazoa, Arthropoda, Insecta, Hymenoptera, Braconidae. The record is from RefSeq and is a predicted model, not a curated record.